Acanthamoeba castellanii str. Neff is the source of this 1134-nucleotide messenger RNA. RefSeq names its product GATA zinc finger domain containing protein. NCBI's taxonomy places the organism in Eukaryota, Discosea, Longamoebia, Acanthamoebidae. Gene Ontology annotation, molecular function: sequence-specific DNA binding; zinc ion binding. The coding region runs from base 1 to 1134 and encodes 377 amino acids. The record is from RefSeq and is a predicted model, not a curated record. Gene Ontology annotation, biological process: regulation of DNA-templated transcription. The transcript is spliced from 4 exons.
AUGGCGAGCCUCCCACAGCGGCUGCAGAUCAGCGCCCGAGCAGGUCCUGCCGCGCCAGCGUCGCCCACCACGCCCUUGCCCUCGAUCACCGAGGCCUUGGCCUGUGUGCCCCCGCCCGGCCCUUCGUCGCCGCAGAGCCGCCAUCACCAGCUUCAGCUGCCGCCGCUGGCCUCGCUCUUCGCGCCACCACAGCCCCAGCGACACCCCCACGUCAUCGAUGGCCUCUACCCGGCCCAGGCCCAGGCGCGGCCCAACCACUUCGGCGACGGCGGGGGCGUCGGACCCCAGCUUCGGCCUCGGGCGGUGCCGUCGGUGAUUCACCUCAAGAACCAGGCCAACGGGGCAUCAAGUGGUCAUCACCAUCAACCAGGGCAGCCACGGCCACGACGCCAACAACAGCUCGACUGGAUCGACCUCACCUGUAACGUUGAGGAGAAGUACGACAAGAAGCCUCAGCUGCCACCGUUCACGUCGAGUCACCGCGGCCACGGGACAUGGUGCAUCAGGUUCGGUAGCUGUGAUGGCAUCGACAACCAGCGCGGCAGUGGUGUGGUCGGGCGGCCGCUGGUGCGGUCGGUCUCGUCCGACGGUCCCAGCUGCCCCGACGUUGGACCCACGCUCCAGACCUCCACCUCAUCCGCCGGCACGGCCGACGGCGAGAUCGAGAAGCGGUGCGCCCACUGCGGGACCCGCUCCACGCCCGAGUGGCGUCGAGGGCCGACCGGUCGCGGCACCCUCUGCAACGCGUGUGGGCUCAAGUACACGAAGACGCUGCAGGCGCAGCGACGGAAGGGCAAGACGGGCAGCACGAUGGGCGCGGUGCCGCUGGCCUCGCUGCUCAACGGCCCCGAAGACCGCAAGCGCCGCACCAGCCUCUCCUCGCCAAUGGUCUGGCAGACCAAGGUCAAGAACUUUGUCUCCUCAUCGCCCUCGUCUUCCUCCUCCUCGUCAUCGUCGCCAUCGCCAUCGUCAUCUUCUCCCAGCGCCUCGUUCCCGCCGGCCCAUCUCUUCGAUCACGCCUGUUCGCUCUCCACCUUUUCUGUGUCGCCAUCGACGUCGUCGACGAGCGGCUCCGGCUCGCCCAGGAAGCGCGCACGCACCCAGUCGCUGCCCAACCCACCAACACACCAGUGA